CUAAAGCCCUAAUUCAAACCCGUAACUCCGUACAAACACCUCACGGUAAUAACCCACAUCGAUGCCAUCUCCAUUCGAUCAGCACUAUGCCUGAUUAGGUUCUAUGCUUCAAGCUGAUGGUUUUUUAUGUUUCUGAGAGAAAGUAGAUGUUUCUAUAAGUUUUGCAAGACUUGUCCUCUAUCCUUUGUCAAUAUUAAUAGUGUUUGUCUUCCAUUAAUUUCCAGAACCAUGAGAGAAGUUAAAGUUAAAGGUUCCUCUAGUUUGUGUACUCUGGGUGCUGUUGGGGAAUCAAACAUUCAGGAAUCUGUUUCUGUAAGUGAGGACCGGAGGUGCUCAUCCUCAAGUGUAAAAUCCACCCCUGAAUUGGAGAAGAAGUAUGUACAUCAUGUUUAUGAUGCUAUUGCCCCCCAUUUUAGUUCAACUCGUUUUGCUAAGUGGCCAAAAGUUGCCACUUUUUUAAACUCCUUGCCUUCAGGUUCGCUUGUCUUGGAUGCAGGCUGUGGAAAUGGGAAAUACUUUGGUUUAAAUCCAAAUUGCUUCUUUUUGGGUUGUGAUAUAAGUCCUCCCCUAAUUAAAAUUUGUGCAGAUAGAGGGCACGAGGUUUUGGUUGCAGAUGCUGUAAACCUUCCCUACAGAACUGGUUAUGGUGAUGCGGCGAUAUCUAUAGCUGUAUUACAUCACCUAAGUACUGAAAAUAGGAGAAAGAAAGCAAUUGAAGAAUUAGUUCGGGUUGUCAAAAAGGGUGGUCUGGUUCUAAUAACAGUCUGGGCUGUGGAACAAGAGGAUAGAUCUUUAGUUACCAAAUGGACGCCACUUUCUGAAAAGUAUGUGGAAGAGUGGAUAGGACCGGGCAGUCCUCAUAUCCGUAGCCCCUCUUCCUCAACAUUAGAAAGUAUUCCUGAAACAGAGGAACAUGGUGUGGGAGACCAUGUAAAAAAAUCCAAGGAGAGAUUAACUGACAAGUUGUGGGAAUCUCUGUGUUUAACCUCUCAAAGUGAAGAUAAUUCGGUGGUUUCUGAAGAUGAAAAAACCAUCAACGAUCAACAAGAAUAUUUUGUCCCUUGGCACUUGCCUUAUCACCGUGCUGAAGUCAGUGGUGCUUCUGCUAGUGCUCUUGCAAAUGGCCUGGCCAAGAAAGAUGAUAAAAAGGGUGCCGUGGUGUACAGCCGAUAUUACCAUGUCUUCACUGCAGGCGAACUUGAAAGAUUGGUGUCUGAUAUGGACAAUGCAGUAGUAGUCGAUCGAUUUUAUGACAAAUCGAACUGGUGUAUCAUUCUUGAGAAAACGUCAUCAUGAAUCCAUUCUCCUGUUACAU
Molecule: messenger RNA, 1315 nt
Organism: Pistacia vera
Lineage: Eukaryota; Viridiplantae; Streptophyta; Magnoliopsida; Sapindales; Anacardiaceae
Product: tRNA (carboxymethyluridine(34)-5-O)-methyltransferase
Exons: 3
Coding region: 127-1296 (389 amino acids)
Biological process (GO): tRNA wobble uridine modification
Cellular component (GO): cytoplasm; nucleus
Molecular function (GO): S-adenosylmethionine-dependent methyltransferase activity; tRNA binding
Source: RefSeq, a predicted model, not a curated record